GUAUAAAAAUGCGAAUGUUGUGGAGAGCCCAUACAGUCGAUUUCAGUCUACCAAACAAGACAACUUCAAAUCGAAGAAAAAUGUCGGCAAAGAUUGCAGUAUUUAUACUGGCUAUGAUGGUCUGCAGUUUUGGAUUGAUCAGCGCAAAGACUCUCGGGAAUCGGGAUGAGAAGUCCGGCAUUUUGUGGAUGCCAGAUCCACCAAUUAUUCAACCUCAUAUGUCGUGGGACAACAAUGAUCGUGAGAGAUUUUGGGGUUUGUUCGUUCCUUUGGUGAAAAAAGCCAUCGAGGGAAUAGGUGAUCAGUCUAAGAAGACAUUGCGUUCGCCCGAUAACGAAGAUAAUGAGAGAUUUUGGGGUUUGUUCGUUCCUUUGGUGAAAAAAGCCAUCGAGGAAAUAGGUGAUCAGUCUAAGAAGACAUUGCAUUCGCCCGAUAACGAAGAUAAUGAGAGAUUUUGGGGUUUGUUCGUUCCUUUGGUAAAAAAAGCUAUCGAGGAAAUAGGUGAUCAGUCUAAGAAGACAUUGCGUUCGCCCGAUAACGAAGAUAAUGAGAGAUUUUGGGGUUUGUUCGUUCCUUUGGUGAAAAAAGCCAUCGAGGAAAUAGGUGAUCAGUCUAAGAAGACAUUGCGUUCGCCCGAUAACGAAGAUAAUGAGAGAUUUUGGGGUUUGUUCGUUCCUUUGGUGAAAAAAGCCAUCGAGGAAAUAGGUGAUCAGUCUAAGAAGACAUUGCGUUCGCCCGAUAACGAAGAUAAUGAGAGAUUUUGGGGGUUGUUCGUUCCUUUGGUAAAAAAAGCCAUCGAGGAAAUAGGUGAUCAGUCUAAGAAGACAUUGCGUUCGCCCGAUAACGAAGAAAAUGAGAGAUUUUGGGGUUUGUUCGUUCCUUUGGUAAAAAAAGCUAUCGAGGAAAUAGGUGAUCAGUCUAAGAAGACAUUGCGUUCGCCCGAUAACGAAGAUAAUGAGAGAUUUUGGGGUUUGUUCGUUCCUUUGGUGAAAAAAGCCAUCGAGGAAAUAGGUGAUCAGUCUAAGAAGACAUUGCGUUCGCCCGAUAACGAAGAUAAUGAGAGAUUUUGGGGUUUGUCCGUUCCUUUGGUGAAAAAAGCCAUCGAGGAAAUGGGUGAUCAGUCUAAGAAGACAUUGCGUUCGCCCGAUAACGAAGAUAAUGAGAGAUUUUGGGGUUUGUUCGUUCCUUUGGUGAAAAAAGCCAUCCAGGAAAUAGGUGAUCAGUCUAAGAAGACAUUGCGUUCGCCCGAUAACGAAGAUAAUGAGAGAUUUUGGGGUUUGUUCGUUCCUUUGGUAAAAAAAGCUAUCGAGGAAAUAGGUGAUCAGUCUAAGAAGAUAUUGCGUUCGCCCGGAAUUAAAGAUAAUGAGAGAUUUUGGGGUUUGUUCGUUCCUUUGGUGAAAAAAGCUAUCGAGGAAAUAGGUGAUCAGUCUAAGAAGACAUUGCGUUCGCCCGAUAACGAAGAUAAUGAGAGAUUUUGGGGUUUGUUCGUUCCUUUGGUGAAAAAAGCCAUCGAGGAAAUAGGUGAUCAGUCUAAGAAGAUAUUGCGUUCGCCCGGAAUUAAAGAUAAUGAGAGAUUUUGGGGUUUGUUCGUUCCUUUGGUGAAAAAAGCCAUCGAGGAAAUAGGUGAUCAGUCUAAGAAGACAUUGCGUUCGCCCGAUAACGAAGAUAAUGAGAGAUUUUGGGGUUUGUUCAUUCCUUUGGUGAAAAAAGCCAUCGAGGAAAUAGGUGAUCAGUCUAAGAAGACAUUGCGUUCGCCCGAUAACGAAGAUAAUGAGAGAUUUUGGGGUUUGUUCGUUCCUUUGGUAAAAAAAGCCAUCGAGGAAAUAGGUGAUCAGUCUAAGAAGACAUUGCGUUCGCCCGAUAACGAAGAUAAUGAGAGAUUUUGGGGUUUGUUCGUUCCUUUGGUAAAAAAAGCUAUCGAGGAAAUAGGUGAUCAGUCUAAGAAGACAUUGCGUUCGCCCGAUAACGAAGAUAAUGAGAGAUUUUGGGGUUUGUUCGUUCCUUUGGUGAAAAAAGCCAUCGAGGAAAUAGGUGAUCAGUCUAAGAAGACAUUCCGUUCGCCCGAUAACGAAGAUAAUGAGAGAUUUUGGGGUUUGUUCGUUCCUUUGGUGAAAAAAGCCAUCCAGGAAAUAGGUGAUCAGUCUAAGAAGACAUUGCGUUCGCCCGAUAACGAAGAUAAUGAGAGAUUUUGGGGUUUGUUCGUUCCUUUGGUGAAAAAAGCCAUCGAGGAAAUAGGUGAUCAGUCUAAGAAGACAUUGCGUUCGCCCGAUAACGAAGAUAAUGAGAGAUUUUGGGGUUUGUUCGUUCCUUUGGUAAAAAAAGCCAUCGAGGAAAUAGGUGAUCAGUCUAAGAAGAUAUUGCGUUCGCCCGGAAAUAAAGAUAAUGAGAGAUUUUGGGGUUUGUUCGUUCCUUUGGUGAAAAAAGCUAUCGAGGAAAUAGGUGAUCAGUCUAGGAAGGCAUUGCGUUCGAGCCACAAUGAAGAUAAUGAGAGAAUGUGGCCUGCUGGCAAGUUUGGUUGGGGUGUACUGGAAAACAAGGACACAGGUGACCAAUCCGAAGAAGCAUCGCGUUCAUUUGAUGAUAACGAUCAUGAAAAGGGUACAUAUUGGACCUGGUGGAUGCGCUGAAAACGUUGAUCCUAUAGGACAGCUCUUCUUCCUGACAAUACAGACGACGACUCGAUAAUGACGGAUUCAGACAACGAAUUUUGAUUUGAAUAUUUUUUCUUGCCAAACCUUAUUAUUCAGAAUGAAAGAUUCUAAUGCAUAAAA
Molecule: messenger RNA, 2771 nt
Organism: Styela clava
Lineage: Eukaryota; Metazoa; Chordata; Ascidiacea; Stolidobranchia; Styelidae
Source: RefSeq, a predicted model, not a curated record